Messenger RNA from Haemonchus placei, 1065 nucleotides. The record is from the annotation of a GenBank genome assembly. Lineage: Eukaryota; Metazoa; Nematoda; Chromadorea; Rhabditida; Trichostrongylidae.
AUGGCCAAAUCUGUCCUAGAUGGUAUCUUUUCUAACUGUCAAGUCCACUCGUCCGAAACGAUGUCCAUACACAUGCGCAUCCGACUUGAUAAACGUCAGUACUGACUGGAUAGUGAACUGGUUUCGGGGAUCGUCCAGAACAGUGGGAGCUGUCGCCUCCGCCAGUGUGAUCGCCCGAGACUUUGAAGAAUGCUCGGCCAUAUCAGCCACUCGAGAUCGUUCACAAAUUGAACUAAGGCGAUUCUCCAGAAGAGUAAGUAAACCGAUUGUUGCUUUUUCGACACUCUGAUACGUAGAACUAUUUACAACCUUCAUGAGUGGCAUUCCAAAAAAGAACAGCGCUGUGAUGAUCGGAUCGAACGUCACAUUGUUAGGCAUGACAUCCCCGAGACCAAUUGUUGAGAUUGAAAUGAAGGAGAAGUAGAACGACAGGAAAUAGCUGACGCCCGUGUCUGGUUCGCCAGAAAACUUGUCGUAAAGAAAUAUCAGAGUGGUCGUGCCCAUUAGGUAAACGAGCAUGAAGAGCAUACAUAGAAGAACGGGGAGUGUGAAGAUUUCACCAUUCUCAGCAUCUUUCUUGGAACGAAAUCGCCUCCAUCGUAUGACGAUGUUUGCAUAGAAGUUGGUCAGUAUGACAAGAGCUGAAUUGCCGAGGUGUCGGAUGACCACCAAAGUCAGGGGAACGAAUAGGAACCCAUAGAUGAUCACACAUGCUUUCCCCAAACUUGACUCCGGCGCUAUCGAACCGUAACCAGUGGUUGUGUAGACGUUCAUGGAAAAAAAGCAGCUGCUGCCAAAUGUCCACCGCAGAUUGCGCUCCAUAUCCUCAGCCUUGUAGAACGUACUACCGUCGUAGGCCGACUCCUGCUUCAGAAGGGUUAUGUAGGUGCGCUGUAGGUAUGUGAUCAUAGUCUGCUCGUCGACCGUUUUUUCAGGGUCGUUGAUCGUCUCAGUCAUUUCUUUUGCGAUAGAUUCUAUCGUUUUGUCCAAUGCCGCUUUUCGUAUCAAAAUCGUCUUACGCUCAUAAUUGGAUUCGAUCACGUAGAAUACGGCUGCACCGAGUAA